UCGCGUAUCAUACGGGCGUCACUUGAUGGCUGCUCGACUGCGAGGAUUUGCUGUGAUCUUCACGGUUCGAUUGAUUGAUUCCAGGCGUGCUGUAGAGAACCGCAUUGACUGACCUGGAUCUGAAGCAUACGUCAUGCGCAUUGAUGGAGACUACCCAGGACGGCGCCGAACAUCCAACGCCGACGUUAUGUGUCGCAGAUGACCGACUGCCUACGAUGUAUCUGGACACGAAGAGGCAGUCAUGUUGGGGGGCCAACGAUUCUUGCUGUGAAUCAUGCUUGCAGUGCGCCACAGACACGGUGCAGGUGGGCACCGCUCCCGCCCCGUCAAAGAGUUGCACCUUCGAUACACAACCCCGCCACCUGCGCAGGCACGAGGCCAAACGCGACUGGCAAAGUCGACGCGUGGUUCGAUGGGGCCUUAGCGCGUUGGUAGGGGGCAGUCACGAUCCUGCCCGACACAUUCCUUGGUGGUCGUACAAACUCCCACCUCGCAAAUUGCCAGGACAUCGCUUCAACAACCCUUUGGAAUGUAGAUGGCUUUUACUGCCGGAUGGCUAUUGUCGCGUUUACCGAAAUACUGUCGAUCUGACAGCUCGACAGCUGCAUCGUCUCAUUUCUGCUACACCGCAUCGUCCUCAGUCGAGGGUUUUUGUUCGGUUUCUCAACUUUCGUUUCGUUACGUUCUCAUACAACACUACUGUCGAGAAAUAGCGCCUGCCCCCACGAAAUGCCCUCGCCAUUGGCACUUCCCUGAGUCCUGCGCCAGUGUGUUUGAAUACCAUCGCUGAAUCAACGGUUCCAAGAGCGCUGCCUCCAAACCACACAGCAAUCCACAUGGCGAGACUAAACCGACUCAGUCGCAUAAGCGACAAAUCGCUUCCAGAUCCUCCCACGACAGAGCCAAAGCUGGUUGCGUUCAAGAAGAAGAAGAACCCAGCCCCUCAGCGGCAACUAAGCUUACUAGCAAUAACAAUCAUCUUGAACAUCCUACUCUGGACCUCCAUCGUUUGCGCAAUGAUCGCUUUCUUCCAGAUUGCAUCCGAUUCUGCAGACCAUUCCAACAUACUCCCUGGUGUGUUGACGCUCAUCU
This is a messenger RNA of Didymella exigua CBS 183.55, 1092 nucleotides long. RefSeq lists its product as uncharacterized. The transcript has a single exon. Lineage: Eukaryota; Fungi; Ascomycota; Dothideomycetes; Pleosporales; Didymellaceae. The coding region runs from base 144 to 713 and encodes 189 amino acids. The record is from RefSeq and is a predicted model, not a curated record.